AUGGCCGACAUGGAGGCGCGGGAUGCCCACGGACACACGCCUCUCUUCCUCGCGUGCCGUCGCGGGCACUUGGCCAGUGUCAAAUUUCUAUUGGAGAGUGCGGCCGACGUGCAUACGGCCAACGACGACGGCCGAACGCUUGUGCACGCCGCGGCGCUCGGCGGGUCUCUGCCCUGCCUCCACCUUGUGCUCGAGUACGGUGGUGAUCCGUUUGCAGCUGAUCGCGACGGCGAAACACCGUACGAAAUGCUGCUCGAGCGAGGCGACGAGACGGCCGCGCCGUUGCUCGACUACUUGGACAGCCAGUGCUCGCUUCGCCAGCCGCCGCUGUCGCCUCGUUCAACGCCAACUGCGGCUGCACCAGCGCCCACGAGCAGCUACGAUGUGGACGAGGAUGCAGGGCAGGAGGCGCCUGGAGAAGGCUGGCGCGGCUGGAUUCGUGGCAAGGCCACAUCGCUCUUGGGGCUCGACAGAACAGUAGUGAACGAAGACACCGACGAAGCGGCUGCUGAGGCGCCGCUCUCGCCGCUCAAACCCCCCACAGACUCCGAGGUCGCGAGCUCGAUGGCAUACCGCAAGCUCGUGCCACCGCGUCACGUCGAAGAAGCCAUGCAGCACCUCCAGGUGCUAUUGUACUUUAGCGCGCACUGGUGCGGGCCGUGCCGCGGCUUUACGCCGACGCUCGCCGCAUACUACUCCAAGCUGCACGAAAAGCUCAACUUUGAGAUCGUCUUUGUGAGCUCCGACUCGGACGACGAGGCGUUCGCAGAGUACUUUGGCUCGAUGCCGUGGCUCGCGCUGCCGUACGCUGAGCGCGACCUCAAGGAGGCGCUGAGCACCAAGUUUAACGUGCAGGGCAUCCCGACACUGGUCGUGCUCGACGAAGGUGGCGCUGUCAUUACGACCAACGCGCGCGGCAAGAUCUCGUCGGACCCGGACGGCCUCGCCUUUCCGUAUGUGCCCAAGACGUUCCGCCAAAUGCUCGGCGACCGCUUCAUCAACCGUGACGGCGCUGUCUUCUCGGCCGGCGACCUCAAGGGCAAGGUGCUUCUCUUGUACUUUGCGACGGCCGCGGUUGAGGACUGCGACGCGUUUACUCUGCGUCUCGUGGACGCCUACGAGAGCGCCAAGGCGAAUGGCCACGAGCUCGAGGUGCUCUAUCUCUCGUGCGACACGAGCCAAAACGUGUUUGACGACAAGCUCUCGACCAUGCCGUGGCUCGCCGUGCCCUUUGACGCUGCCAAGACGGCGUUCGAGGACUUUGCCGAACUCUACGAGCUCGAGACGAUCCCGCAGGUCGUCGUGCUGGGCAUCAACCAAGGACCGACCCGCGCCAUCAUCAACAAGAACGCCGUCGCAGCGAUUACGAGCGACGUUGACAACAGCGCGUUUCCGUGGCCGCCUAUGAGUGUCGUGGACCUCGGUGUGAGCACGUCCUCGAACGGCUUCUCGAUCAACGACAAGCCGUCGCUCGUCUCAUACUGCCACAUGCUCGAGGGCGACGACCUCGUCCAGCACGAAGCCGACUUGAAGACGCUCGCGGCAGAGUGCGGUCGUGGCACGGUCUGCGACGGCAACGUCUGCACGGUGAAGGACGAACCGAGCGUCGUGUUCUUCACGGUCAAGACCCCCGGUGGCCUCGGCGAGCGCGUUCGGGACAUUGCCGGUGUCAAGGACGACGACGUCACGGGUCCGUACGCGAUCCUCCUCGACGUGCGCGGCGGCAGCGCGUACGUGCAUCAUGGCUUGAACGUCGACGCGCUCCGAAAGACGCUCCAGCAGUUCCAGGACAAGGCCCUCGACAUGAAAGCGCUCUCGUUCUAAGUUAGAGGUGGCUUUGUUGCAUAGCUUGCUCUUUGAUUUAUGGUAAUGGACAAGUUGUCUGUUAUUUCAUUGCGGUUUUGUAACUGUUGUAUUGGCACUGUG
Molecule: messenger RNA, 1926 nt
Organism: Saprolegnia diclina VS20
Lineage: Eukaryota; Oomycota; Saprolegniomycetes; Saprolegniales; Saprolegniaceae
Exons: 6
Coding region: 1-1824 (607 amino acids)
Molecular function (GO): protein binding
Source: RefSeq, a predicted model, not a curated record